AUGUCCGAAUCUACUAAUGAGAUAUCAAAUGUAAAUGAUGCUGUAGUUUUUCUUAAAAAACAAGAACAUGAUUUAGAACAGAUAGAGAAAAAAGUAAAGCAUGCUAAACUGUUACGCAAGCAAAAACAAAAAACAUCUCAACUUAAUAAUUUACCAACGCUAGAUAAAAUAUUAAAAAAUCGUUCAGUGUCAUGUUUUAUAAAAAAACGAGCUUUUCAUAAUAAAAAAUUACAAACGGCAAAGCCUAAAAAAGAACCAACUUUUUAUCCAGUCUUACUAGUUGUGAGGUCUGAUUACUCUGCACCGCCUUCUUCCAUAGUUAAGAACUAUUUAGAUAAUUUUAAGUUAAAAAAAGCCAAUACCGGUGUAUUUGUUCGAAACAUUCCAGCAAAUGAAAAAAUGAUUAGAAGUUUAGGUAGUUUUGUUUUCUACGGCGCUUUAUCUCCUGAAACAAUAAAAUCUAUAUUAGUUAAAAGUUUUUCUGUAAUGAUGGAUAAUGAAAUCGUCCCUGUUAACAACAAUAACAUUAUUGAACAAGUUUUUGAAGAGUUUGCUGUAUUUUCAUUAGAUGAUUUGAUAAAUAAACUUUACUCAAAUGCUGAAUUAAUUGAUUAUUUAGCAGAUAAAAUGUUACCUAUUCAGUUUAAUGACUACAAAAAAAAUAGUUUUAAUAUGACUACAGCAAACAAAACAACUGACAAAGAAAACCAAAAUAACAACGGUUGUUAUUUAUCAUUACUCGACAUAAGUUCAGAAGAUGCUAAUCGUCUAACGUACAUAGUCAACACAGACAAUCCUAAAAAUAUUCUUCCGGAACCUGAAACCGUAAGCUCGGAAGUACCAAAGUCCCAGGUUUUAAAAGCCAAAACACUCACUUUGGUUAACGAGCAAAAAUCAUAUGUUCCAUUCACUGUUGAGCGUAUUAAAGAAGUUCCUGUAAAGGUUGUAGUUCGACGUCCUGUUGAAGUAGUUCAAAUAAUUGAAAAACCAAUUAAAAAGCAGAUAAUAAAGCCUAACUGCAUUCAAACCGACGAAAUUAUUGAAAUUGAUGUUCCUUACGAUAUUGAAAAACGUGUUCCAGUUCCCGAUUAUCAUGACACUUCUAAACAAUACUGUGUCGCUCAGACUUGUAUCCCUGUCAUUAAGAACAAGUUACAUGAACAAAAGGGGAAAACAGUAUAUACGCCUAAAGUAAAACUUUACGAUGUAUACAUUCCAAAAGUUGUAAACAAUUCAUUUGAAGUUAUUUCCAAAAAAGUUAGUUAUAAACCAGUUAGUGAAUUGAUCAAAGCGGUAGAUCCUAAUGGACCCAGGAUUGUCCAAUAUAUUGAUCAAUGGGCUUUAUAUGCGAAGAAAUUUCAUACAUGGGAUUUAGAUGAUACUUUAAUGGUACGAAAUAUGCCAUAUUCGAAGCUAUUCAUUAAUCACGCUUUCCUUUAUUUAAAUCCAGAUACAUGCAAACUUCAUUCAACUGAUACAAACGGUGAUUUCUCUUGGGGUUCAGCGUCUGAUACAGAUUCUGAAAAUCCUGAUAACAACAAUAGGGGUCUUCCAAUUUAUAAAGGAACUAGAGGUUGGUUUGGUAUGUAUCAUUUAAUUAGAGAAAGAUACCCAACAGAACAACAAAUUUACUUUAUUCCUGCAUUAGGCGGCUGGUCUCUUUCACACGGAUUCCAAAAAUGUUUAACAUCGAGUGAAGAGCUGGCUAAAAAAUCUCUAAAUGGCAUACUUACGGCUAUAAAACACUUCAACUUAGAUGGUAUCGAUUUUGAUUGGGAGUAUCCUGGAUGUGCAGAGAAAUGUGGAUGCCAAGGCGAAUAUACUUGUAAGAAGAUGGGUAUAAACACCGGUAACGUUAGUGGACCUGACGACUGGGAUAAAUACUUUGCAUUUUUAAAAGCUUUACGCAAAGAAUUAAAAGCAUUAGCUCCUAACAUGGGAAAGAAGCAUUUAUACGUUUCUCUCGCUGUUGGUAUGAAUUACGAUUUGUUAGCAGGAGGUACUUCCAAAUACCCAAAACCAACACCAGUCGAACAAAUUUGUGAAAGUGACGAAGUCGAUUUUGCAAACCUCAUGGCUUACGAUUUUUUCGGAGCAUGGGUAGGUAAAACUGGUAGUCACGCCUUAUUAUACCCUAACCCAGAUCAGCCAGAAGAACAAAAGAUGAGCCUACACAGUGCUACAAAGAACAUUCUCUCACGCUGUUCUGAUCCUUCAAAGCUUAACAUGGGUUUGGCUACGUACGCUAGAAGCUGGAGAAAGGUACCGAAAGGAGAGGGAAAGAUUCCUGGACUAUAUCAAACCUCUACUGAAACUAUUCCAGGUACUCAAAAGCUAGAUGAAGGUUGGUUACCCGUUACUGAGUUAGAUAAAUUUGACAUCGCUACUGAUGGAGAGAUCGGAGCCGUCAAGACUGGUAGUUUUCCAUGGUUUGAACUCGUUCAAAACUGGUUUACUAAUAAUUCUUGUGAAAGACACUGGUCUCCAAACCAUGAAGCUCCAAUUCUUUACUGUGGGCAGAGUACUACUACUGGAUCUGAUACUGAGGUAUUCAUUUCUUAUGAAGACCCUGAGUCUUGGUUCUACAAGACAAGAUACGCAAAGGCCUCAGGAAUGGGAGGUGUAAUUCUCUGGACUGGUGGUGAUAUGGGCAGCAUGAUCCAAAACACUGCAGCAGGAACUGAUAUUGGACGACCACUCUGGUCUUCCAUUUUCCAAGGAUGGUUUUAUGAUUUAACUAAGGUUGUUGGUGAGGCAAAAUACGACACUUCUUUCAAUAUUGAGAACAAGCGAUAUCCAGUGAUUGCUGACUUAAAUGAUUCAGCUUGCGCAGAACUUAACAAAGACAGCUGGGCUGAACCACUUUGCUCAUGUCCAAUCAAUGCUGAGCAACGUCUAUACAAGAAGAACCCGGGAGAAACUAGAAAGUUUACUCAAAUGCAACCACUUUGCACUAGUGAAGGUUUAUUCAAUGAUGUUCAAUGUCCAAACUGUGCUCAAACUGGAUUUGGUGUCACAAUUACUAAAUCAACCAAAGAAAUCAAACAUUCUGCUCCUGAAGCCUGUAAGCGAUUAGAAGGCUUGCCAGCACCAACAGAUUUACACGAUCCAUUGAAGAGCUACACAAUUAACCAAAUGAAUAAGUGUGAAAGUAAAAAAGACGACAACGAUGACAAAAAACAUCAUUGUCCAGAAGGAUCAAUAGAAAACAUUUUUCUCAUGCGUAUAUUUGGAUCAGUUCAUGCAUCAUUGAUGAGAAUACGGCCAAACAGUUAUGCCUCUUAUUAUUUAAUAUUAAAUCCAAGCAACCAACCUUAA
Dermatophagoides pteronyssinus (European house dust mite) is the source of this 3318-nucleotide messenger RNA. RefSeq lists its product as uncharacterized. The record is from RefSeq and is a predicted model, not a curated record. NCBI's taxonomy places the organism in Eukaryota, Metazoa, Arthropoda, Arachnida, Sarcoptiformes, Pyroglyphidae.